AUGGAGAAGGCAGCGGCAGCGGCAAAGUACGCGUUGGCAGCUGCGCGGGGCGAAGAGGCGGCCUUGGCGCUGCCCCUCCUGGGUGCGAUAGAGACUCUCUUCAUUCGCUGGUUGCAGCCCGCGUUUGCCCCAGGCGACAUGGCGGCCCUGUCUGCACUGACGGGCCUGCGUGAGUUGGACCUGUGGGACACGGUGCUGCCUGACCCCAGCUGCCUCACCGCGCUGCCACAGCUCGAGGUCCUCAGGUUCAGCCACGCCGGGGUUGACCCGCGGCUCGGCGACACCCUUGGCGAACUGCAAUGCCUCACGCGCCUCCACCUGCAUGGAGUGUGGUUGGAAGGCGGCGGCGAUGGGCGGUUGGACGCCGUCCCGCUGGUCGCGCGUGCAGCCAGCCUGCGUGCCCUGUCGGUUUCGCCAGAAUAUUUCCGUGACAAAGAAAUGGUCCGUGUGACGGAUGAGAGUGCCGCUGUGCUCGCGCGCUGCCUGCCACGCCUCGACUUCCUUGGGGUCGCAUGCAGUCAGAUGUCAUCAGCAGGCGCGUGUGGGCUGGCUGGCUUGGUCAGCCUCGAGCACCUUGCCUUGCGUGACAACGGCAUUCAUGAUGCGGGCGCAGUCGCUUUGACCUCGUUGACGGCGCUCACGAAGCUUGACCUGUACUUCACCAAUAUUGGCACGCCCGGCGUCAAGGCCCUGGCGUGUUUGACCAACCUGGUGUCUCUUGACGUGGGGGGCAACCUGCGUAUUGAUGACGAGGGCGCCAAGGCGCUAGCAAGCAUGACGCACCUCACUGCACUUUGUGUGAGCGGCCGUGACUUUGGCAAAUGCGGCAAAGCUGCGCUGAGGGCAACCUUUGGAGCUGAGCACGCGUACUCUGCUUUUGACACUGGUAUGCACAUGAGGUGGGGUGGUGCUGAGGCACCCAGGCCUUAUGGCUGCUAA
Messenger RNA from Monoraphidium neglectum, 939 nucleotides. RefSeq lists its product as hypothetical. Gene Ontology annotation, biological process: nucleocytoplasmic transport; activation of GTPase activity. The coding region runs from base 1 to 939 and encodes 312 amino acids. Gene Ontology annotation, molecular function: small GTPase binding; GTPase activator activity. Lineage: Eukaryota; Viridiplantae; Chlorophyta; Chlorophyceae; Sphaeropleales; Selenastraceae. The transcript has a single exon. The record is from RefSeq and is a predicted model, not a curated record. Gene Ontology annotation, cellular component: perinuclear region of cytoplasm; nucleus; cytosol.